Paramisgurnus dabryanus is the source of this 1706-nucleotide messenger RNA. RefSeq lists its product as uncharacterized. The record is from RefSeq and is a predicted model, not a curated record. Lineage: Eukaryota; Metazoa; Chordata; Actinopteri; Cypriniformes; Cobitidae.
UAAAGUAUAUAACCCUGCUUUUCACGUCUCCACAGGUGAGGUGUCAAGACUUUUUUCACCAUACCCUCGCAGCAAUACAGUGUCCUCUGUCACGCGCAGACGACAGACUUUAAUAAAGCCAUGCACCAAAAAGAGUUACACUCAUAAGUUUUACUGUUUGAGUGGACGACGUGACUGCAAAGUACCUCAGCAGUGGGAAAGAAUGGAACUUGAAUGCUCAGGUUUGGGAGAAAAAAGGAUAAUUUUCCCAGAUAAGUUCUGCACAUCUGAUGAAUUCAAGUCCACGUUGUUUGCGGAGUUUCCAAAACUGAAAGAUGGUGGGGGUUUUGAAUUGCUCAGACCACAUGGGGCAACAAGGACAAAAACUCUACAAGUCAUUCCCUGUCCAUCAGAAGGGUAUACACCACAUUAUCUUCAAGACACCAUUGGAAUAAAUUCAGCGACUGUAUAUGUAAGGCCUCUUCAGAAAGACCUUGACAUGGAACCAGCUGAACCAAAUUGUGAAUCUGGCCCCCCUAUACAGUGCAUUUACUGUGAUGAAACAUUUAGCCAUGCAGAAAUACAGGACCAUGUGGACAAAUGUAUCUUGUCAGCGAAAGAGAAGAGUGCUGAAGAACACGAAAACAAAAACGGCAAAAACUUUGACUGCCAGGAGAUUAUUGACCUUGAAGACAUUGACGAGGUUUUAGAAGAGGGCUGUAGCAGCAGGCAAGAGCAUGAGGAGCAGGUUUCAGAAAGGAGUCAUAGCAGCAGAGAGCUGUGUCAUGAUCUUGCACUUGAUGGGAGGAGUAACAAGGGACCGGAUUCGAAAAUGGGCAGUGAGGAUACUGAAGACUGGAGAACUGAGCCUGACUUAAACCGUGCUGCUUUUAUAUUUCGACGUUCUGCACUGCAAGAAAUGGAGAAUCAACCAGAUCUUGUGGCAAAGAUGAAUCUACUUAAAAGUCCUGAAGAGAGAGAAAGAGAAAUACUGACAUUUUACAAAAACCCUUUGACCAACUGCACGUCCAUUGUCUGUUGUACUUGGGGGGGAUGCUGCCUUUGGAGAUGGCGUAAAACGCCAUUUUUUUUCCUUUGUUAUGUCAAGAGUGCAGUAUGGAUUUGGGCUGAAUCUUGAAAACUGUGGUAAAACAUUGUUCUUUAAUGGACAAGAAGACCAUUUGGUGCCUUCCACUUCUCGGCUAUUACUUGAUAGUGACCUUUUCCGUGUCAUUGGACGCAUGAUUGGACAUUCCUUCUUACACGGUGGUCCCUUUCUCACUGGUUUGAGUCAGUCUUUGUUCAAUCUGCUGAUUGGACAGAAGGAUGAGGUAGCUGUUGUAGAACUAGAAGACUGCCCUGACACUGAUGUGACUGAUAUUGUUUCACUUCUUCAAGGGUCUGGUAAUCUGACAGAAGAUGAACGUGACCAAGUAAAUCAUUUGGCAAUCAGCUGGGAUCUCCCACCAGUUAAUGAGAACAACAGAAAGUGGUUGGCACAAAGUAUCCUUUACCAUGCAGUCAUUGUUCGAAGGGAGAAGCAAAUUCGUCAGAUCAGACAGGGGUUAAAAGACACAGGAGUCUUGUGUAUGAUAAAAGAACGGCGUGAUCUGAUUGAUGUUCUUUUUCCAAGAUCAUCAGCGAAAAGGAUCACUUCAGAGAUGAUCCUCGACAGAACUAUAUGGCCAAGAGUUGACAGUGAUGAUGAAGAGUAUGGUGACUAUACU